AUGGAAAAGACUCAGGUUCUGCUGGUUGGUGCCGCGGGUGAAACCGGCGGUUCAAUCGCCAACGGUCUUAUCGAGGAUGGCUCUUUUGAAGUCCACGCUCUCGUCCGCCCCGCUUCCGUACACAAGCCCGCCGUGAUUAAACUCCAAGAACGGGGCAUCCAAAUCCGCAAGGGUGACCUGAAGGCGCCCGAGGAGCAGCUCAUCGAGUUGCUGGCAGAGAUUGAUGUCGUCAUUAGCUGCGUCGGCCCCGCUGAGCAGCAAGAUCAGAUUCCCCUCGCCAAGGCCGCAAAGAAGUGUGGUGUGAAGCGAUUCAUUCCCUGCGGUUUCAUCACCGUGGCCCCGCCAGGUGGGGUGAUGUGGCUGCGCGAUGAGAAAGAGAUUGUGUAUAAUCAGAUCCGGCAGCUCUGGCUGCCAUAUACCAUCGUCGAUGUAGGCUGGUGGUACCAGCUUUCCUACCCGCGUCUCCCCUCCGGCCGUGUUGAUUACGCCAUGACCUCCGGCAACGAUGAAAUCAUCGGCAAUGGCAACAAGCCCACCGCUCUCACCGAUCUGCGCGACAUUGGGCGAUACAUGGCUCUCAUCAUCAAGGACCCUCGUACCCUGAACAAGAAGAUUCUCGCAUACAACCAGGUCUCCACGCAAAACCAGAUCUACAGCUUGAUGGAAGAAGUGAGCGAGGAGAAGAUCGACCGCAACUAUGUUUCCGAGGAGACCAUUUGCAGCCGUGUCUUGGCCGCCCGACAGGCUAGCGAGACCUAUCCAUUCGACCCGAUCAAGUUCGUCCCCCGCUACCUGGCCGAGUACCAAUACUCCUGGGGUAUUCGCGGCGACAAUGAUCCCGAGUACGCUCGUUACCUCGGCUACUACCUGACUCCAGAACUUUACCCUGAGUUCAAGCCCAGCGACUUCCGUCAGUACCUCGAGUCGGUUGUACGCGGAACCGCCAAGGGAGUUUACCAGGAUCGCAUCGUCUCCCGCAAGCAUCAGCGCCACUUCCCCCGAACCGAGUCCAGUGACUCGCUCUAUGCUCGCAUCUUCCCUCGAACCGAGUCUAGCGACUCUCUCAUGUCACGUUAA
Penicillium oxalicum is the source of this 1077-nucleotide messenger RNA. Its product is annotated as aromatic alcohol reductase. The record is from RefSeq and is a predicted model, not a curated record. The coding region runs from base 1 to 1077 and encodes 358 amino acids. The transcript has 4 exons. Gene Ontology annotation, molecular function: oxidoreductase activity. Lineage: Eukaryota; Fungi; Ascomycota; Eurotiomycetes; Eurotiales; Aspergillaceae.